Messenger RNA from Zasmidium cellare ATCC 36951, 1965 nucleotides. RefSeq lists its product as uncharacterized. NCBI's taxonomy places the organism in Eukaryota, Fungi, Ascomycota, Dothideomycetes, Mycosphaerellales, Mycosphaerellaceae. Bases 1 to 1965 code for a protein of 654 amino acids. Gene Ontology annotation, molecular function: transmembrane transporter activity. Gene Ontology annotation, cellular component: membrane. The transcript has a single exon. The record is from RefSeq and is a predicted model, not a curated record. Gene Ontology annotation, biological process: transmembrane transport.
AUGGCGCAAACGCCCAGGAGCACCGUCGGUACGGUGAAGUCUUGGAACAGUCGUUACAGCAACUGGACCGACGAGUCUUAUAAUCUAUCUAAUCAGGGUCAACUCGAAGAGGUCGAACAGGCUAAGAUACGACCUCAAACCAACGAAGAAUUCCCCUGGCUUUCACAAGAGUUUGAACCGAUUCGAGUACCCAACACCAGAACUCGAAGCCCGCCACAAUGGUAUCGAGAAGGACAGGAAUUCAACAGAGGGACCUCACAACGGUCUCAACGAAGCCAACGCAGCCAGCGAAGCGUUCCUCGAGAGAGUAUCGUUGAUCUUCACUUGAUCGUCUCCGAUCUCGAUUACUAUGCCGGUGCCGUCCACGAUUAUCAAGCCGAAGAGGAGGCACUUUGUGAGGAGGAAGAGUUGGAUGAAGAGCAAAAAGUGGGAGACCGGCCCAGCAAGCCAGGUCAGGAGGGCAGCAACUUUGGCCAGAUUCAAAUCAUCCGCAAUGCAUCGAAGAUGGGUAGGAACGGUACUCUCAAACGAAACCAUUCGAGCAAAUCGACCAAGGAAAAGGACAUCAACCUCGUCACCUGGGAUGGUCCUGACGAUCCUGAGAAUCCUAAGAACUGGACUAAGAAAAAGCGAUGGCUUGCUACGAUCACAGUCUCGUUGUUCACAUUCAUCUCGCCAGUCUCCAGUUCCAUGAUUGCUCCAGCCCUUGAGAAGGUUUCUGCGGAGUUGCACAUUGGCAGUAAAUUCGAAGGUCAGCUCGCGAUGUCAGUCUUCAUUCUGGGUUUCGCUCUUGGCCCGCUGUUCCUUGGACCGCUGUCAGAGCUCUUCGGCCGACGGAUGAUUCUCAUGCUCAGCAACAUGUUCUACCUGAUCUUCAACCUUGCUGGUGGAUUCUCUCAGAACGCUGGCGAGAUCAUUGCUUUCCGUUUCUUGUCUGGUCUUGGAGGUAGCGCACCCCUCGGUAUUGGUGGUGGUGUGCUUGCAGAUAUCUGGCAACCGACAGAACGUGGACGUGCCAUGGCCCUGUACUCUCUGAUGCCUCUUCUGGGUCCUGCGAUUGGCCCUAUCGCUGGUGGUUUCAUCGCACAAUACUCUACCUGGCGAUGGGUGUUCUGGUCGACUACCAUCGGCGCGGCAAUCAUUCAAGUUAUGGGCAUCUUCUUCCUGCAAGAGACGUACGCCGCUGCCAUCCUCAGCAAGAAGAAGAGGAUGCUCAUCAAGAUCACUGGCAACAAGGAUCUCCACACCGAAUUCGACAACCCAUCUCGCAGCUUCGCCAACCACAUUGGGGUUGCAUUCAAACGCCCAUUCAUUCUCCUCUUCACGCAACCCAUCGUCCAAGUCCUAGCUCUCUACAUUGGCUACGUCUACGGCGUCCUCUACCUCGUCCUGGCCUCCUUCCCACAAGUCUGGCUAUCAGUCUACGACCAACAGACAGGCAUCGCCGGUCUGAACUACAUCUCCCUCGGCAUAGGCUUCUUCAUCGGCACCCAGAUCGCGGCCAAAUUCGCCGACCGCAUCUACAAGAACCUCAAAGCGAAGAACAACGACCAAGGCCGCAGCGAGUUCCGCGUCCCGCUCAUGUUCCCCGGAGCAGUCAUGGUACCCAUCGGUCUCAUCAUCUACGGCUGGAGCGCCCAGUACAAAACCCACUGGAUCGUCCCCAACAUCGGGACGGCGAUCUUCGCGGCAGGCAACCAGCUGGUCUUCCAGAACUGCCAGACCUACCUCGUCGACUCAUACACUCGCUACGCCGCCUCGGCCAUCGCUGCGACAGCCGUCUUCCGAUCACUGGGAGGUUUCGCCUUUCCCCUCUUUGCGCCAUACAUGUACCAGGCGCUUGGUUAUGGCUGGGGCAAUUCGACACUGGCAUUCAUCGGUAUCGCGGUUGGAUUCCCCGCGCCGUUCAUUUUGUGGUGGUACGGCGAAAGCCUGCGCAAGAAGAGCACAUUCGCUGCGGGAUAG